Xylaria bambusicola is the source of this 1433-nucleotide messenger RNA. RefSeq lists its product as uncharacterized. The transcript is spliced from 2 exons. Bases 302 to 1066 code for a protein of 254 amino acids. The record is from RefSeq and is a predicted model, not a curated record. NCBI's taxonomy places the organism in Eukaryota, Fungi, Ascomycota, Sordariomycetes, Xylariales, Xylariaceae.
CCUGGUACUAAUUUUAGAAGACUUUCAGGGGUCUGCUCAGUGCACGAAUCGAGAGACGCGAUCACACAUCGCCAAGUUGAAGUUUCGGGGGCUGCACCAACACAUUGCUUCCUGCGCUGCAGGCUCAGAGCUAGACACAGAUAGUCCGGCUCCUGGUUGCUGAGUAGGAUUGUCAGUGAGCGAGUGAAGAUGGUCUCUCCUUCAUAGCACUAUCCCAUCCCACGUCUUCAUCCCCUCGAGUCUGGUUCGGUCAUCAUUCCCCCAUUUUGGUCUCUUCGACUAGCCCGGACAUUAACUCAAGAUGUUGCGCCAGCUCCGAGCGUGGUAUCGCAACCCAUCUCGCAGCCUCACUUCAAUCAUGUCCAGCCUCAUGAGAUCGCCAAAGCCGCAACAGCGACUCUCAUGGCAACGGCACUUCUUCUCACAGCCCAGGAUACCGCGCCAUAACCCACGGACCAAUCAACAUCGCUAUCAUGGAAGCAAGCCAAAGCAACUGCAUGCUCGCGUUUUUAGCACCUACUGCACUAUCUAUGUGUCUAUUAUGGCUCUGGUAAUUGACGACCGGUUGGACUGGAGGCAGAGGCGGGGCAUUGGCAUCCAUGUAAUCCAGGACGUCAUAGGGGAGGAAGACCCGGAAGAAAUGAGGCGCAAGUUUUAUGAGCUGGGGCUCACAGUAUUCCACUCAUUUGUUAAGUCAGAUAUCUCGGAAUAUUUGGACAUUGGGUUCGGAAAUAAUUCAGCGGCCUCUGCCAAGCUUUAUUCAGCUCCCGACCCCGAAGUUGAAGGAGGCACGUUCCUGCUUUAUCUCGUCGCGCUUGAUAGCUCAUCAGAGCAUACUCACAUUGUUGAGAGCGGCAAUCGGGUUACGGAUAUUGCAGAAGACUUGAUACCCAAUGUCGAGAAAGUAGCGAGCGUGCUCGCAGAGUCUGGAAGAGUACGAGGGGCUAUGGUCUUGUUAGAGGAGGAUGGCAGCUGGAAGAGUAUAUACUGGGACGGUAAGAGGUGGAUAAACGUUGUUUUUCUUGAGUGGCAGACUCCAGAAUCAAUGGCAUUUAUAUGGGAAUAAGCCCUCUUGAUGAUUCGCAGAUCCUGGCCACGGGCAUUGUACGAAACGCACAGAAGGAUGGUGACGUCUCCAGAGACAUCGGUAGCCAUGAAGGACGACGAUUUUUGUUGGAAAGGGUGUUGGGGGAUUCGAGCAGUUGGUUGACUUGGUUCACAUUAAUCGUGUACUGGGAUGCAAAUCAAAAUCUGGAGGCUUGCGAAAACAGACACUUAUGUAUUGAUCCUGGUGAUCAUUAUUCCCUAUAGGCAAUGUGCACACAGCUAAUGUUGUGUAAUAUUGCCAUAUAUAAUAAAGGCUAAUGGAAGAGUGUGUUGCUUUAUCAUAACUCUCAGAUUACUGCUCUAAACUCAACUAACCACAGUCAAAG